Molecule: messenger RNA, 396 nt
Organism: Lotus japonicus
Lineage: Eukaryota; Viridiplantae; Streptophyta; Magnoliopsida; Fabales; Fabaceae
Product: NAC domain-containing protein 21/22-like
Exons: 2
Coding region: 1-396 (131 amino acids)
Biological process (GO): regulation of DNA-templated transcription
Molecular function (GO): DNA binding
Source: RefSeq, a predicted model, not a curated record
AUGGGCCGUGAUCUUGAAAGCCUUGAGAUCAGAGCUGCUGGAAGUGGCUACUGGAGGGUUGUAGAGAAAGGAAAAGACAUUCAUAUCCCUCAGAACGAUCAAGUGAUGGGGAAGAGGAACACCUUGGUUUUUUGGGAGGUGCAAGGAUCCCAAGCUAGACUAACCAAAUGGGUGAUGCAUGAGUUUCGCCUUGUGUUAAUAGCUAAUUCAUCUAAGCACAAAAUUCAGAUGGAAGACUGGGUUGUGUAUCGCAUUUUAAAAAAAAAAGAUACAAAGAAGGUGAAGAAUCCAAGAGGGACUAAUGACCAUAGCUCUAGUGGAGCUAUAACUGAUGAUGAAAGUGAGGAAGUCAUUAAUUUCAAUGCUGAGAGUGAUAGUUUCUUAGGCCUUCUCUGA